This is a messenger RNA of Tarenaya hassleriana, 1224 nucleotides long. RefSeq names its product protein DEHYDRATION-INDUCED 19. NCBI's taxonomy places the organism in Eukaryota, Viridiplantae, Streptophyta, Magnoliopsida, Brassicales, Cleomaceae. The coding region runs from base 225 to 842 and encodes 205 amino acids. The transcript has 5 exons. The record is from RefSeq and is a predicted model, not a curated record.
UCGCCCAAUGAUCUUCUUCUCUCUCUCCCCCGUGCAAGGCCCCGAAUUCUCCCACCACGAAAUCGUCGUCUCCAUCUAUUACGAUCAAUCCCGUGGGGGGUUUGUUGCCAACUUACCAAAAUUCGGCCGACCCUAGCUUGGAUUUGGGAAUAUUGUGCUUGAUUUGCUGGGAUUGCAUCCAAUCGGACGGUGAUUGAUCGUAUAUUCGCACUUUCGACGGAGAGAUGGAGUCUGAUUCCAAGAGAUACCAAUCGGUUCUUCGAUCUCGAUCUGAAACUUUAAUGGGGUUUGAAGAUAUAGUUGGAGAUGAUGAUUUCCGGGAGGUGUUUCCUUGCCCGUUCUGUGCAGACUCAUAUGAUAUCAUCGGCUUGUGCUGCCACUUAGACGAUGAGCAUCCUUUAGAGGCAAAGAACGGGGUAUGUCCGGUCUGUUCCUUAAGAGUCGGGGUUGAUAUGAUAUCACACAUAACGCUUCAGCACGGGAAUAUAUUCAAGAUGCAGCAAAAGAGGAAAUCCCGGAAGAGCAGCUCACAUUCAACAACAAUCUCUCUCAUCCGGAAAGAGCUAAGAGACGGAGAUCUUCAGAGGCUGUUUGGAAUUCCAUCUUGUAUCGUUUCGUCUGCUUCGGGUGGAACCCCUGAUCCUCUUCUAUCUCCUUUUGUCUUACCAAAGGCAGACUAUCUUGUUCCUGCUCGGGCAGCCAAGAAAACAUUGGGAGAAAAACCGAUUGAACUACAAAGCGGCGGCUCGCUUGUCUCGAUGAAAGAUCGGGAAGAGAAGAAGAAGAGAUCAGAGUUUGUGCAGAGUCUCCUUUCAUCGACAAUUCUGAACGAGAUCUACUGAGGGCGGAACAAAAGGGCGAAAACUAUCUAAAGCAUCUUCUGCAACUGCAAGUCUGGUAAUGCCGGAUGCAGUACAUCUAUAAACACACACAAACACGAAUGCUUAAAGCUCGAUAUAACAGUGGCGAUGGAAUUUUUAGGGUUUUGGAGGGGGAAAAACCAGCCGGAGAAGAGAGAAGAAGAGCAAGAUGAAGGGGUUUAUAUAUUCUGAUAUCUAAAACAUAGUGUGUGUGUGAGUGCGCUCUCUGUUUGGUCUUUAGUAGCAGAAUGCUCUGAAAUAAAUUUGUCGUAUUAAUGCUUUCUCGACUUUACCUGCACGGCAAGUUAGGGUUUGGAGAAAAAUGAUAGAAUAAUAACAAAUACGAAGAUAAUUUCCUUCCCUC